GGCGUUACUACGGGGCACUGUUUCAGUUGCUACAAGUCGUMGAGACGAGUGGAGCAAGCAAAUAUGAAGUUCUUUCUGGUUUUAUUUGCAUCGUUUGUUGCUUUUGCURCUGUUGAAGGCUUGCAGCAUGGAACUCUUCGCAUCGGGCAGACAAACCCWGAUAAUUACUACUGCGAUACUAUCACCUUCCCAACAGCCUUCACGGGAGUUGAUCCUGUCAAAGUCUUUACGUCAGUUGGUUUUGGCACGAGUUCAUCACGUGUACAUGACGUAGUGUUCACGUGGGUUGAGUCUGUCACUACAAGUAGUUUUAAAGUCUGUCUAGUAGAGAAUGGGGUUGGAUCAAGUGGUAAUGUGACUAUUAAUUGGAUGGCUUACCAAGGCGUGCAGUCUGGUGUGACGGACGGAUCUGUGAGGUUAAACGACUGGACGACGGAAACAGAAUGCAAUCAAGUUGUUUUUCCACACUCCUUUGCAAGUAUUCCUCAUGUCUUCGUUACUGCACAUCACAAUGUGUUGGACAACAAGCAUGAUGCAGCUACAGUUUGGGUGGAAGRARYCACYACAAACGAUUUYAUUGUUUGUAUGAGAGAAGCAAGAACCUUUGAUGGACGCCAUAAGGACAUCGAUGUGACUUGGAUGGCAAUGAGUGAAGUUCCCCAGACAUGGAAUUAUCAUGACUUUAUCAGAGUAGACUUUCCAAACACUCUUGUACCAAGCGAGGCUGACAACAAUGCGUUUUGCCAGGUCGUGAACUUCCACGAGCCGUACUAUGCUCCACCAACAAUAGUUGUUGCACCAAGUCAYCACUAUGACAGCAGUAAUGCCAAUGCCGUUCGUCCUCAAGACAAUUCCAUCGUUGCCUGGGUGGAGGAAACCACACGGACAAAUUUUAAAGCAUGUGUUAAAGACCUUGUUGGGCUGAAGAACAARCAUCAUCCUAUAGAGGUGGACUAUAUGGUGUUUGGAGAUCUUGAUCCAUGCAUCAACAAGACCUGUGAAUAUUUUGGUGUUUGCCAAUCGAUGUCAGCCUUUGUUCACCAGUGYGUGUGYGUUACUCAAUGUCCAUCUUACCAAGAUCUCGUGUGUGCUUCUAAUGGUCGAACKUUUGAUAACAUGUGYGCUUUGGAAAGAGAAAUCUGCCAAACYCGGGGAAACUAUUCRUAUUACCAUCCAGGCAGUUGCCAAGGUUUUCCAUUCGACAAAGGAACGCAUCAUCUCAGCCAUGUUUCAGCAUUUGCCGAGUCUCAUUGUGAAGUUGUCUCUCUCCAGCCCUAYGCAUUCUAUCCCGACAAACCAAUCCAUGUCCAACUAACGGUCAACUACAACAACGCCUCGCUUCCUGCAAAUGUCCAUGACGCAACAGUCACGUGGUCAGAAARAGUCAAUCUAGAUAAUUUUACGGUCUGCAUGACAAAGACUGGAAGAAAUGACCAGCCUACCAAUGACGUGGCAUCUGUUGAUUGGAUAGCGUAUCAAGGUUCACCAAAUGGCGCAGUUACUGGUAAGGAGCGGAUUACACAUUGGUGGACUGGUACAAAGUGUACAACAUUAUCAUUUCCAAGUGGUAAAUUCACGGGUACCCCCACGGUACUAGUCACUCUCGAGCACCAGAGAGAUGGACUCAAACACGAUGCUGCCAGUGUCUGGGUCGAGGACAUCAGCUCUUCAUCAUUUCAAGUUUGUAUUAGAGAGCURCAGAACUUUGACGGAAUUCAUGAAGAGAUUGUUUUGGAUUGGAUGGCAUUUGAAACGCUUCAUCUCCCACUGUUCUCUGAGCACGGCAGUGUUCACUUCGCCAAUACACAAACCCCUCUGCAAUCUGACAACUAUGCAUUUUGCCACAAUGUGAACAUGGCACGAAAUUACACAAGAAGACCUUCRGUGCUGAUAACACCUACUCACGAUACAAGUGUUGGCCCAACUGAUCCCAAAUGCAACGGGAUAUCUGCAUGGAUUGAGGAUAUCACGAUGGAAACAUUCCGUGUUUGUCUUAARGAGUUGUACUCGGACCGUUACGACCCUGUUGCCCUACAGUACGUCGUUGUAUCAGAUAUGUGUGGAAAAGACUGGAACUACUUCAAUGGCUUCUGCUACAAGACCACAUCUUCCUGUGCCUCUUGGAAUGUAGCUCAGUCCAACUGUCUUGAUGUUAACUCCAAUCUGACCAGUGUCACCAGUCAAGAAGAAAACACGUACAUUCAACAUCGUCACGGUGGUGAUACAGGAUGGAUAGGACUACAAGACAUUGACAGUGAAGGAAACUUUACCUGGAUUGACGGUACCAAUGUUAACUUUACGUACUGGGCGGCGAACCAGCCAAAUGGUUAUCCUGGAGACCAGGAUUGCGUUCAUACCCUKGGAUUACGUCAUGACUAUCACUGGAAUGACGUCACUUGUGGAUCUUGUCACCCAUACACAUGUAAACGAGAUAUUGACGAGUGUUCUGGUAAUUWUUACGUUUGUCAUGUUGAUGCACAUUGCACCAAUACUGAUGGUUCCUACACAUGUGUUUGUAACUCUGGCUACAAUGGUGAUGGAAGGACAUGCUCAGAUGCCGAUGAGUGUUCACUCGGUACUCAUAGCUGCGAUGCCAAUGCGCAGUGUACAAACACCGUGGGAUCCUAYACCUGCAGUUGUCACCUUGGUUUUAAUGGUGAUGGAAGAACGUGCUCAGAUAUCGACGAAUGUUCGUCUGGUUCCCAYAGCUGYAAYGGCUACGCACAAUGUACYAAUACUGUUGGAUCGUACACUUGYCAAUGUAACCCRGGAUACCAYGGWGAYGGYUGGGCCUGUACAGAUGUCGACGAGUGCUCUACAGGCACGCAUUCUUGUCAUGCUAACGCACAAUGUACCAAUAACGUUGGUUCUCAUACCUGUCAGUGUAACCAUGGAUACCAGGGUGAUGGACAGACGUGCACAGAUAUUGAUGAAUGUUCCUCUGGCUCCCAUACAUGUAAUGUUAAUGCACAAUGUACRAAYACYGYUGGAUCGUAUACUUGUCAAUGCAAUCCAAAUUUCCAUGGAGACGGAUAUUCGUGUACAGCAGUUUCGAUGUCAGUGCAGUCAGAUUGUACCUAUUCAAGUAUAAGUCUUAGCAGUGGUCGCUUCACGUCACCUAACCAUCCUUCGCACUAUGCAGACAGUCAAAGCUGUUACUGGACGUUUACMUCCCCAGAAAGAAUUUCAGUUUCAUUUGAAAGUUUUGAUACCGAGGCCAAUUAUGAUUACGUUCGAGUGUACGACGGUAGUUCAAGUUCACAUUCGCUACUUGGGGAAUUCAGUGGAACUUCUCUUCCUCCAUCAAUAUCAAGCUCAUCAAAUCAGAUGCACGUGACGUUCACGUCUGACGGCUCCAACACUAACAGUGGAUUUUCUGCAACAUAUGGAGUUUCCGCAUGUUCUUCCUAUACUGAGAUAUCUGAUGGAGAUCGACAUGUAAACUAUGGAAACUACAGAACUCUGUGCGACAGUGGUAUGUCCGUCCAAUGGUAUCGUUUGACUGGUGCUGCCGGUACACGUAUGCCGACCUCUUGUGUAUCGUAUGACCACUGUGACGCACACGCUACAGGCUGGUUGAAUGGUGCUCAUCCAACGGUGCAGGAAGGAAUUGUUUCACGAACCGUUUGCUUUCACUGGACAUCAAGUUGUUGCGAGUGGAGUACAACGAUACGCGUGCUAAACUGUGGAGCAUUUUAUGUUUAUGAAUUUCAGCCGUCUCCAACUUGUUCGCUUCGGUACUGCGGAACCAACUAAAAAAACCCAUACUAACAGACAGUUAUCAUUACCCCAUGUGUGUGGCAAGGCAGUCCAAAUGUGAUAUAGGCAAAAAAUAUCCAUCAAUUCAGUUAAGAAAGCAUCGUCAGACCUAAAAUUUGUGUUUYUUAUUGAUUGAGCAUUUGUAAUGGAUAGACGGGUAUAAUUUGUAAAGUGUUUUUUUUUUACGUUAGGCUCUAAGGCAGUAUGYACACUGCCUUACACAUCUAUUGAUUUGUUGUAUUCCAAAUUGCAUUCAAUUAUUAAAUUGUCAUUUUCGAUUUUGUAAUAUCAAGAGAGAUAUAUUUCAAAUUCAACCUUGUUUGUUAAUGUGUAUUUGGCGAUCUUUAUUGAAAAAAAUACUCAGUAGAAAUUAAUAAAUAAUGUACUGCAAUGAA
Molecule: messenger RNA, 4154 nt
Organism: Exaiptasia diaphana
Lineage: Eukaryota; Metazoa; Cnidaria; Anthozoa; Actiniaria; Aiptasiidae
Exons: 20
Coding region: 64-3756 (1230 amino acids)
Molecular function (GO): calcium ion binding; protein binding
Source: RefSeq, a predicted model, not a curated record